AUGAUCAUCCUCCACCCAGAUUUCCUUGUUUCAAGUACAGUGGUAGCAGACUCUUUUAGCUGUGUGCGGAAGGCAGUUUUCCAGGACCGUGUCAAAGCAACUGGCGACAUCAGUAAGCCAAUGGUGUACGGGAAUAUUCUUCAUUCACUUUUUCAGAUUGCUUUAGAAGCGAACGAUUUUUCGACUGUGUUUCUACGAAAAAGCAUAGACUCACUCGUCGUCCGGUAUGUAGAGAGUCUAUACAUGCUAAAGGAGCCACUUUCUGUCGCGGCUGAGUAUUUGUGCUCGAAAAUACACCUUAUCCAAGACUGGGCAAGUUUAUUCGUUUCGAAAAAACCUAAGGCAAAUGCUUUCGUCACUGAGCACCGCACAAGAUAUAAUCCAGUAGUUGCUAUUACCAAACUUCUCGACAUCGAGGAGCAUGUUUGGUCCCCAAUGUUUGGCUUAAAGGGAAUGAUUGAUGCCACUGUUCAAGCUACAAUCAUUGACCACAAAAGUGAGAAAGUAUUAACUAUCCCACUUGAAUUUAAGACCGGCAAAAGCACGACUGUAAUGAUGCACCGCGCUCAGACAAUGCUCUAUACUCUUUUGAUGUCAGACCGAUAUGAUAUUGACGUGCAGUGCGGAUUGUUAUACUACUUGGAGAACAAGGAGAUGAUUCGUGUACCGGCUAUCAGAGACGAGUUGCGUGGGAUGAUCAUUGGUCGCAAUCGCCUUGCAAGUUACAUUCGGAACAGAGAAGUCUUGCCGGACAUGCUGAGGAGCAGAUAUACCUGCGGAAACUGUUAUGUUAAGGAAACUUGUUUUAUAUACCAUAAACUUCUAGAAGACGGUACCCCCAAAACUAGUGGCGUUGAGGACCAUUUCCAUGACAUGACCGGCCAUCUUGGCAAAUCGCAUCAAAAAUUCUUUGGGCACUGGGACAACUUACUAUCAAAGGAAGAAAAGGAUAUCUCUCGUUUUAGAAAAGAGCUUUGGGGACUACUCAGUUCUGAACGAGAGGCACUAGGAAGAUGCUUCGGUCAACUUGUUAUUGUGCCAGGCUCAAUCUCUGUUGAUUCUUCAGCUUCGAAGAUCAAUAGAUACACCUAUAUUUUAACGAAGGGCGAAGGGACAGCGGUUCCAGGUUUUACUUUCUUGGAUUCUAUGAUCAACCCUGGUGAACCCAUUGUGAUUUCAGAUGAAAAAGGCCAUUUCGCCCUUGCGUUGGGUUACAUAACAGAAAUUCGCUACAAUCGGGUCACGGUGCGAGUAGACCGGCGAUUACACAAUGCGAGAACGCGCAAGCCUGGGUUCAACAAGAAGACCAAUCAAGUGUUCGCAGGCAUCAUGGAGGUUUCCAAAGAUGGCGAAGAGCAGGAUUUCCCUCAGUCUGUCGUUCCAGAUGAGGGAAUCCGCUAUAGAUUAGACAAGGACGAAUUUAGCAAUGGGAUGGCUUCUGUCAGGAACAACCUUAUUCAAAUCAUGUCACCUAGGGCGAACGAGAAGUAUCGAAAACUCCUCGUGGACUUGGAGCCGCCGGUGUUCAAAAUUUCUCCGACCGCUUAUUCCGUGGAUAGUAGCAGUCAGACUAAUCUGAAUGGAGACCAACGUAAGGCAAUCGAAAAGGUCAUGAGCGCCCAAGAUUACGCUCUUGUACUUGGGAUGCCCGGAACGGGCAAGACCACUACCAUCGCCCAUAUCAUCCGAGCACUUGUAGGGCAAGGAAAAAGUGUUUUAUUAACGUCCUAUACACAUACUGCCGUUGAUAAUAUCCUUUUGAAAAUCAAGAACGACAAUAUUGACACCCUCCGUCUUGGCUCAGGGACCAAGAUUCAUCCCGAGGUCAAAAGCUUCGCACAAUUAGCGGAAGGCCAGAAAACAUCCUUUGAGGAAUUGAGAGAGACCUUCCACAUGCCCAAAAUUGUUGCCACAACAUGUCUCGGAGUAAACCACCCUAUCUUUUCCGAGCGCAAAUUCGAUUACUGUAUCGUUGAUGAGGCCUCCCAAAUAACACUACCUGUCUGUCUUGGCCCGAUCCGAAUGGCCAAUACAUUUAUAUUGGUCGGUGAUCAUUAUCAGUUGCCUCCCCUUGUACGAAGUCCCGAAGCGCGUGAAGGCGGACUGGACAUUAGUUUAUUCAAACUGCUAUCAGACGCCCACCCUCAGAGUGUGGUAAACUUGGAGCAUCAAUACCGAAUGUGUGAAGAGAUCAUGACAUUGUCGAAUGACCUCAUCUACAAAGGAAAGCUCAAAUGUGGUAACGAGCAAGUCGCAAAGAGGACACUACAGAUACCUCACAUUGGUGGGCUGGUGAGGCACCAUUCCUCUACGCAAUAUACACAGUGUGGAAGCGGACCCUGCUGGAUUCGAGAUCUCUUCGCAGAUGGUGUGAAAGCUUGCUUUGUCAACACAGACAAUGUUCCAGCAAAGGAAGUCCGAAAGGGCGAUCGAAUUAACAAUCCGAUUGAGGCUGAUAUUGCGUAUCAACUCGUAGAGGGAUUCUUGAGUUGCGGCGUUGAUCCAUCCUCUAUUGGAGUCAUCUCGGUCUAUCGCUCCCAAAUUAAGAUUUUACAGAACCUCCUCCGUAACAGACCCUCUGUCGAGAUGCAUACGGCAGACAAAUUCCAAGGUCGUGAUAAGGAAAUAAUCGUCAUUUCCCUCGUCCGUUCAAAUGGCGAUCAAAACGUCGGCGAACUCCUCCGGGAUUGGCGAAGAAUCAACGUUGCAUUUACCCGUGCAAGGAGCAAACUACUUAUCCUCGGCUCCAGAUCAACACUUCAAUCCAACGAACUCCUAGCAGACUUUGUCAGACUGAUGGAGAGAAACAAAUGGGUUUACGACCUACCGCCUGAUGCCCAAUCCACCCACUUUAUGCCGCAAACUCAGCCCUCAGCAAGCACCGGCUUCAAGAAGGCGGAACCAACCAAAGGUCCAGAGAACCGUGUGAACGGGAAGAAGUCGUUGAGCUCAAGGCAUGGAUUUUUGGGCAACAGGCCAGUUUUGAGAGACAUUGUAAAUGGUGCAGUGUGA
Molecule: messenger RNA, 3012 nt
Organism: Tuber melanosporum (Perigord truffle)
Lineage: Eukaryota; Fungi; Ascomycota; Pezizomycetes; Pezizales; Tuberaceae
Exons: 10
Coding region: 1-3012 (1003 amino acids)
Biological process (GO): replication fork reversal
Cellular component (GO): cytoplasm
Molecular function (GO): single-stranded DNA helicase activity; 5'-flap endonuclease activity
Source: RefSeq, a predicted model, not a curated record